Messenger RNA from Porites lobata, 1378 nucleotides. The record is from the annotation of a GenBank genome assembly. Lineage: Eukaryota; Metazoa; Cnidaria; Anthozoa; Scleractinia; Poritidae.
AUGCCGGACCAAGUCCCUGUUGUUCCUGCGGAUGGGGCUGUUGCAGCGGCUGUUGACCCUCCAGUUGUCGCGCCUCCGGCUCCAGCCGACGCUGCCGGUGACAACAACGCACAGAACGCUAACGACAACGUGGUUCCUGCGCCCCAACCUGCGGCUCCGGAGGUUAGUGUUUUCUCUUGUCCUUGUAUUCGUUUUCCUUCGCGCGUUUUUCGGGCUAGGCGUUGUUGGUCUUUUAGCUUGGUUCUCGCUUCUGUGGUAUUAGUUUUAGUUUUCGCGUUUGUACUAGUUUAGUUUUCGCAUCUGUGUACAAGUUUACAGUUUUCGCGUCUGUUACUAUUUUAUUUUUACGUCUGUGUUACAACUUUAGUUUUGGCGCCUGUGUACAAAUUUAGUUUUCGCGUCUGUGUACAACUUUAGUUUUCCGUCUGUGUGACAACUUAAGUUUUUCGUGUGUGUGGCAAGUCUGUGUGACAUAUUUAAUGUUCGCGUCGUUGUGACAAAUUUAGUUUCCGCGUCUAUGUGACAAAUUUAGCUUUCGCGUCUGUGCGACAAAUUUAGUUUUCGCGUCUGUGUGACAAGUUUAGUUUUCCGUCUGUGUGACAAGUCUGUGUGACAAAUUUAGUUUACGCGUCUGUGUGACAAGUUUAGUUUUCCGUCUGUGUUACAAGUUUGGGUUUCGCGUCUGUGUGACAGCCUUAGUUUCGCAUCUGUGUGACGGCCUUGGUUUUCGCGUCUCUGUUACAAGUGUAAUCUUCGAGUUUCCGUUACGAGUUUAGUUUUUGCGUCUGUGUGACAAGGUUGGUCUUCCCGUCUAUGUGACAAGAUUUUUCACCUGCGUGUGGAGUUUUCACUAUUUUCUCAUUUUUUCUUUAUCCCUUCGUAGCGUUAUGAGAACCUUCGCCAAACAGUUGAGUCUUUGCAAUCGGCACUUAAUGUUUCCAAAGUAAAUCAGUCCUUGGAAUCAGUUAGACUCCUCGCCUCUCGUCCUGCCGCGCUUCUCGAUCCUUUCUCCCUCCUUGCGGCCUUGGAGCAACUGUCAGACCACGCUAGGGAGGCAAACCACCCUCAACGCAAGAAGUUUGAUGCUAUUUUCAAACAGUGUCGCGCCCUUGCAAACUCCAACUCACUUGCUGAAGUGGUACUGCAACUCCUCGGGGAUAAGGAGAAAAGAGAUGUGGCUUCCCAGAUCCGAAAGAUUUUUAAAGGUCACUCCUCUGCUAGAAGUUCAGCUCCAGGACAGGCCUUUGUUUUGGGGGGAGACAAUUCCGUCGUCCCGCGUCCGGGCUCCUAUCUUGGAGGUUCAUGUGGUCGCGGCGGACGUUUCAGGCCACAGUACUACCGGCCGGGAACCUUUCCUCGACGCUGUUUUAAUUGCAGA